Messenger RNA from Rhinolophus ferrumequinum (greater horseshoe bat), 501 nucleotides. RefSeq names its product serum amyloid A protein. The transcript has 3 exons. Gene Ontology annotation, cellular component: extracellular region. Lineage: Eukaryota; Metazoa; Chordata; Mammalia; Chiroptera; Rhinolophidae. Bases 1 to 393 code for a protein of 130 amino acids. The record is from RefSeq and is a predicted model, not a curated record.
AUGAAGGUUUUCACGGUCAUUGUUUUCUGCUCCCUCUUCCUGGGCACCAGCAGCAAAAAUCAGACAACGUUCGUCUGCGGAUUUAUUGAAGGGGCUAAAGCCAUGUGGAGAGACCCCUCUGAGAUGAAAAAAGCCAAUUACAUAGGUCCAGACAAAUACUUCCACGCCCGCGGGAAAUAUGAGGUUGCACAAAAGGGACAUGGGAGCGUCGUGGCUGCUAAAUUGAUCAGGGAUGCCAGAGAGGCUUCUCAGAGAGUCACAGACCUUUUUUGGCCUGAAGACAGUGGCCGCGGAGAGGAGGACUCGAGGGCCAAUCAGCGAGCCAAGGAAUGGGGCCGGAGUGGCAAAGACCCCAAUCACUUCAGACCUGCCGGCCUGCCCGACGAGUACUGAGCUCCCUCCUCACUCUGCCCCCAGGAGACAGGGCUGUGCGCCCAGAAUCAUUGAGUUCUGUAUCCCUAGAUGCUUUUGGAGGGCACAUAGUAGGUAUCUAAUAAAUGC